AUGACGAGUUUAAUGUUACUAUUUCUAACAUUAAUAUUCGUCAACAAUGUCAAAGCUAAUGUGUAUGAAGAAGAUUCUAAAGAGUUAAGGGUGAAGAGACAAGCUAAUUCUUUACCGUUAAUAUAUCCUUAUGGAGGAACAUAUAAGCUAGUUAUGGGAUUCUCUUGUCCCGUCCCGAACAAAGACAUGGUGCCCAUGAGUUUUGUGGUCAGUUUCCAAUACCAGUUUGUGCAGUUCCAAAAUAUUUCUGAACUAUCCAAAUAUUACAUUAUCAAGGAAGUUUCCAGAGAGGAAAGAGAUGCAAAUCUCGUGGGCAGGAGGGACGAGAGGCAGGCGUUCUAUACAUCUGUAGUGGAUUUGAUGGAGUCAAAAGGAUAUAACGGUGAAGAUUGUGUACUAAGAUCACUUUGUGAAGCUGCCCAGCAUCCAUUGGACGAAGAUGGUCUUGUCGGUGAACUUUUACACAUAUUAUUGACACCAGAUUAUGGACGAACGGAAUUUGUAGAAGACCCGGAAUGGAAGGAGACUAUGGCGACUUACCUGGAUGCUACCACUGCAGGGCGACAGAUGUUUAAUUGUGGCUUUAUUUACAACAAGUGUCCGGAAGGAGAGGGUAUCUUAGAGCUUAUAUCUACGCUUGAAGAUGGAUGA
Molecule: messenger RNA, 651 nt
Organism: Leptosia nina
Lineage: Eukaryota; Metazoa; Arthropoda; Insecta; Lepidoptera; Pieridae
Source: the annotation of a GenBank genome assembly